AUGCCAAAGGAAGCUCCCCGUGUAUCACAGGAUCUGCUUCAGAGCAGUGACAAUUCGGCUGGAGGUUCAUCUCCUACGGGAGCCACUUCUUCCGGUGGAGCAGUCAUUCCGCCGUACCCCCUUAUAGACACUUUUGCUACUCUCACCAUCUUGAUGGUUCUCCCCAGUUGGCUCAGUGUACUAUUCUUACUUUUUUACAUCCUUUUAGGUAGCCCCAAGUUCUUCGAGUCUUCCAUAUCUUUGCUUUUUAAGCAUAGGCUUUUGGGAUUGCAUUCCACUCUUCCUAAUUCUUCCGAGGAUCAUUCUGUCACAUAUUUUCUCUCAUGGUUCUCCUUUGAUUCCCUUCUAGUAGGAACCAUCCUACUGGUGAAUCCUUCCAUUUUGGAGUACACCAAAUUAUUGGCCAAGGCUUUCUUGGCUGCUCGUCUCACUUCCACUAGACAUCGUCAAGUCCUUGAUGCUAUAGUAUCCUGUGUUUUGCUCUUGUUUGUCGAACGAUUCAUUCAGUAUUUGAUCAAGUUUAUCCAAUUGGGUGAUCUUCAUCUUGCACUACCAUUCAUUUUACAUUCAUCCCUAACUUCCUCACAAGAUCAACUUCAACAGCCAAAACUUCAAGACCAGUCGGAGAGCUACAAAAACACUCAUCCAUCGUCUGCACUUACGGAUUUAUUAGGAUCAACAUAUAUAGGGUCGCAUAGAAAUCCUCUCAAGCUAUUGGUAUAUCACCUUUCUUUCUCUAAUAUCGAGAGUGCUUCCCGUAUAGUUUUUGGAUUUGACUACUUUGUCGAAUUCUUCUACUCUACCUUGGCUGUUUAUACCAUAUUGCAUAGGAUCAGCCCUUUUCUAUCAAAAGUUGUCUUUUACAACAGUAUCUCGAAAUCUCUUGAUAACAUUACUACCGUCGCAAUACCAAAACGUCGUCGUGCUCACUCAAGGCUUGGCUCUUCCGGAACUUCGUCUACAAGUUUAAAGAGUUUGAAUGUUCAUUCAAGAUUACCCUCCUUAUCUGGUAUUCAUCAUUACGAGAAGAAAGUAAAAGCAAACUCGACAGUUGUCGAGACCAUAAAUGUUCCCAGAGAUGUUUCCAAAUCAGUAUUACCAUCUCUUCUCCUACAGGAUAACUAUUCGACCGCAGCGGAGCAAGCGUUUUCUCUGGGAGACUCUCAAUUACCAAAUUCUGACGCUGAACAUACUUUCGACGGUAAUACAUCUACCACAAAUACUUCAGAUACUCCCGCCUCUUUUCCUCUAGACAAACAAAUGGGAAUAAUGAAUGAUAUUUCCUCUUCAAGUCUGGUUGUGGCCCAGAAUUUUGAGAAUUAUUGCCGGGUAGCUUUGUUUCCGUUACUUUUUCCCAUUUUGAAUAAUAAUCUGACUCCUACAAAGGGCAAAUUGAACCCAUAUCUUGAAAAAAAGAUCAAAUAUAUGGGUGUCAGAGUCCAACAGCCAUUAUGGGUAUUUGUUAAUGCUGCACGAACCAUGUUUGGCAGAAAAGAUCUAUACUCGGGCGAUUAUUAUCAGCAUAACGCUGUUGUUGCAGCCGAUCCCGCGGUAGAGGACUAUGUUAGAUCCUCUAACGGUUCUCCGCAAUGCUUUGUUUGGUAUACUGGGGAAACUGCUGUGGCAUUUGAAUUAAGAAACAUCAGCCUUGACCAGUUGUUAGUCAGGGUCAACGGUAUUAUCUGGGAGCAUGUAUCAUCGGCUGGAUUAUACGGCCGAGAAUUGGUCAUGGUAAAUGGAUUAAGUCCAUUAUCACAAUACGAUAUUGACUUCAUCAAGAUAUUGGAUAAUGGAGAGUUGAGACAUUUCGCUGCAACAACAGUUAGUACUGUUCACAAGAAUCGCACUUUGACGGAAUCCAAACCUUCAACUCCUCUUGCAACUUUACAGGAGUCCGUCGUGACUACUCAGAAUGCCAUUGAUCGUGAGAAGGCAAAAUUGAAGAAGUUGAAGAAUGAUUGGCGAAAAAGAUCUACUGCCUUGAAAUCUGAAAUCGAAAACUUGAAUAAUAGAUCAAACAUGGCUGACGAGAGCCGUAAUUAUAAAAAGGUCGAGUCUUUACGUCAAGCGGUUGCCAAAUUGGAUAUCGAAGUGUCGAAUCUAUCAAAAAGGUUUGAAGAGAUAUAUGCUCAGCAGACGGAAGUUGAUGAGAAAUAUUUGGACGAGAAGAGAACUUAUGACUCUGAAUUAAGAUGUCACAAAUCUUUUCAGGAAGAACACGAUGAGAAGAUUAAGGACCACGAAAAGAAGAUUAAAGACUUGACCUUGGAGAAGAAGCAACUUCUUCAGAAGAAAGAUAAGUUGAAUCAAAAGAAGAACAGAAUUCAAAAAGACAUAGAGGAUAUGGAGACGGAAAUCGAGGAGUUAAAGAAGAAGGAAAUUAUCUGGCGACAGACUCAGAGAAAGGAGAGAAGUGACAAAAGAGAGCAGAAGUACCUACUUUUGAUGUCGGACAUCAACAAGUACGAAAAACGUGAGGGAUUGAAAAACGUGAAGGAUUGA
This is a messenger RNA of Brettanomyces nanus, 2502 nucleotides long. RefSeq lists its product as uncharacterized. The record is from RefSeq and is a predicted model, not a curated record. The transcript has a single exon. The coding region runs from base 1 to 2502 and encodes 833 amino acids. NCBI's taxonomy places the organism in Eukaryota, Fungi, Ascomycota, Pichiomycetes, Pichiales, Pichiaceae.